Brassicogethes aeneus is the source of this 1268-nucleotide messenger RNA. Lineage: Eukaryota; Metazoa; Arthropoda; Insecta; Coleoptera; Nitidulidae. The record is from the annotation of a GenBank genome assembly.
AGCGCCGUGAAGGGGGGGGUAGGGCGAGCCAUUUUAAAUCUACUAGUCGCUAUUAGAACAUCAGGUACUCUCCACUUUGGCUCGAAACAAUUCACUAGAACGACAAAUUUAGUUUUGUUUUAAACUCUUCCUCAAGAAAACUAAAUCAAGAUGGCGGACGACGAUGCUUCAGACUGGUUCUCAUCUGCCGAUGAGCCAGAGGCACCCGCUGAAGAGGCACCAGCUGCAGCUGCGGCUGCCCCCGCAGCAGCUGCGGAAGCCGCCCCCGCGGAAGGGGGCGAUGCGGGGGGAGAGGCCCCCGCAGAAGCCGGCGAAGAGAAGAGGGAGGAGGCCGAAGACGAGUAUCUGGACCCCAACAAACUCAUUUUGUUCAAGCAUUGGAAACGGCCGAGGUUUCUUCAGUACAAGUACCUCUACGACUACAGACGCAACUACUACGACGACGUGAUCGACUAUUUGGACAAGAGGGCGCAGGGAAUGAAGAGGGAAAUCCCGCGUGCGCAAACGUGGGCGGAAAGAACCAUGCGCACCUUCAGGAACAAAACGCAUGAACUGGAGGUGGAGAAGAAGCUCAAGGACGACGUGAACCUGCUGGAACGGUCGACGACGAGCGGCAACACGUUCAGGCUUUACAUGAAGGAUUCGAUAAACAGGAGAUACUCGAAGCUGCUUUACUAGCUAUUCGCUACGCGGUGACAAAAAUACCAUGUUUGUGAACUUAUUUUGCAACUGUCAUGUAAUUUUUUGAUUAAACGCGAUGUGCGUCAUAAUGACGCACCAUGUACAGCAAGUGCGUCAUCAUGACGCACACAUAAAAUGUUAGUUUUAACAUUUGUAGAGUACGUGCGUCAUUAUGACGCACCACGGGCAGCAAGUGCGUCAUUAUGACGCACACCUAAAAUGUUCGUUUUAGAUAAAAAAAAUAUUAUGCAUGAUAAGUUCGGUUUACACACAAACAUUGUUUUUUUAGGAAAAAUCUCUCCGUGUAGAUUUAGUCGAAUGUGGGUAUGGGGUGUGCAAAAAAUGACAGAUAAUAUCUUUACUUUUCUAUAAAACUUGUUUUAAAUGUUUUAUAUUAAAUAAAUGAAUAAAAAACAUACAUUUUGUAUUAAAUAUGAAAAACAAUAUUUUAAAAUUUGCUUAAAAUGUUUUCUUUCAGUGAAUUUUAAAGAAAUAAAAAUUAUUUUGUAAUAUUCUUAAUACUUACCUAAUUAAUCAUUUUUUAUUCACCCUGUAUGUAAGAUAGCGUAAAAAGACCUUUUAUCAUU